Paramisgurnus dabryanus is the source of this 3486-nucleotide messenger RNA. RefSeq lists its product as uncharacterized. The record is from RefSeq and is a predicted model, not a curated record. Gene Ontology annotation, cellular component: egg coat. NCBI's taxonomy places the organism in Eukaryota, Metazoa, Chordata, Actinopteri, Cypriniformes, Cobitidae. Gene Ontology annotation, biological process: prevention of polyspermy; binding of sperm to zona pellucida. Gene Ontology annotation, molecular function: acrosin binding; structural constituent of egg coat.
UACGCAGUAACAUCGGAACGCGUAGGCCUAACUGGCGAUGUCUUGCAAAACUAAAGAGUUAUUUACAAUCUUGGUACUAUUAGCAGUUGCAGUUCAUCUCAAUUGUGGAUCUUUAAACGCCAAGGAAGCCACUGGCUAUUCUAGAAGAAGCAUCUAUGACUUCAAUUUGGCAGACCAAAUUAGAUCUUCACGAGGACUCCGGAGCGCCGGUUUGGAAUUUAACGCCACAAAUUCAAGUUCAAGUGGGCGACACAACGAAACGCUGCCACUUGAAGAGAAUAAACACAUGUACGAAUUUUCUAUGCGACCCAACGACAGUUUACCUACUUUCUCGCCCAAUGAAAACAGUUCACUCAUCAGACGUUUCCACAAAAGAGCUUUCCAUACCGACGCUAAAUUUCAAGCGGACAGCGCAGCAUUUGAGGGACCAGGGACUUCCGGGAAUAUGUAUAUAUCUCAACACAGGUCUAACCCUCAAGACACAGAUUUGUGGCUUGUUGUAAAACCAUCAGUGCAUUGUUCAGGAGAUGCAAUGACUCUAACAGCCCAAAGGAAAGAAUUCACCCACAUCCUUGUGGACAGAGCGGAUGCUUCCCCAGUACAUUUGUACCAGUUACCUGCAAAUUGUGGUUACACUGUCAGAGUUACAUGGAAAGAACUUGUGCUAAUGGCCCCGUUUGAUGGGUGCUACAUCACACAGGAGAAUGGUUUUCAUGUUCUUUCACUGCUGUGGUGGGGCAAACCCAUAAAGAUCUCCUGCCCCAUGACACAGAUGACCUCACAACCAACUUCUUCUGUCCUCUGUUCCUACUUUGGCAUGAUCAUUCAAAUAGAAGGUGCUCAAGAUGCUGUUGAGAAACACAGAGUUAUGGUGAAUGGGGAGGUACUGCCUCUCUUAUCCAAGACGUGUGCAUACCGCAUAAAUUCUCCCCCUGAUGUUGUCGUUCUUCAUACUGCUUUCACCUCAGGAUGUGUGAUUUCGGUGGAUGGAGAGAACAGACUUGUAAUCUUUGUGGAUGGAAAGCAGUUCACCCUUUCUUGUCCACACCCUCACCUUUCUCCAUUUCUUCCCAACCUUCAAUCUCCUACAUUCUAUCAACAGCCAAAAUUGGAACAAAAACCUUUAAUUCCUCAUGUUCCUACUUCUGUUGCUAAUGCCAUGCGGCAGCCACCUAAACCAGAAAUAUUCAAACCCCCAAUGGUACCUCACUUUCCUUACAAGGCACCUUUGGUUCCUCAGUUUUACCCUGAUCAUAGCAAACAACCUCUUAAUUAUGUUCAGAGCUUGUACCCCAUCCAACAAAAGUACCCACCCAGUAUUUACCAACAACCAAAACCGGUUCCCGUACGUCUCCAGGCACCUCCAGACAACUCUGGUUUCUCCACACAACAAUAUAUUUCUCUACCACGAUUGCCUGCCGCUGCUUCUCCCAUAUCUCAUGGUACCCAACAUCAGGCUCCUAUUGCACCGUACCACCCAGUGAUGCCCCCCUUGCACUAUUCACCAUAUCAAAUUUCCUGUCCCCCAUACCCUGAGAUGUUCUGUUCUCAGUCCCCCGUUCUUUACCCCCAAUAUCAUCAGACAUUAAUGAGACCUGCUGCACAACCAACCAUCAAACCAAUGCCAGAGGUGUCUUUCUUUCCACAACCUACAUACGUGCCUUUGACCCCUGUUAUGCAAAACGUCCUGUUUCCCCAACUUCCAAUCUUUCCUUCAGUUCCCCCCAAGAUCUCAUCUCCAUCACUUAGUUGCAUAAGGAAUAAAAUGACAGCAACUUUGCCCUAUGCCCAAAUAGACUCUAUUAAAGUCAAAGAUACGAGGACAAAUACUUGGAUCUCCAUUGCUGCUGUUUCAUCAGCAUGUAAUUACAAAAUCAUCUCCAGAGGUGGUGCUGUUGUGCUCUCGUCUCCACUGCCUGCCUGCCAUACACAACAAAUGUCCUCCUCCAUGAUCUCUCUAUAUGUAAGGUUCUGGGAUUCCUCAUUGCUGCGAGCCAGGACCCUACAGCUUCAAUGUCGGUACCUUGGAGAUGUAGAGACGCAAUCUCCUGUUCUUUAUGGUACACCCAAACCUUUGUCCCAUUAUCCUGCUGGACCAACCCCUGAAGAAGUUCAGGUGUUUUGUUCUAGCCAACAUAUGAGUGUCAGCGUGCCACCUGGACCAACAUCUGGCCUCGUUGUAGAAGCACCCUCCAGUGGGAUUAAUACACAAACGAGAGCCGUGCCUCUUUUAGAAGCCCCAAGUCAUUGUGGGUACUCUUUGCAAAGAAACAGAGAAGGUGCCAUAAACAUCCAUCUGCCUUUUUCUUCCUGUCACAUGACUCAGCAGGAUGGGCAGCACAAAAUAAUAUUACAAUAUCAGACAUCGGAUGGACGCACGUUUGAGGCCUUGCUGUCGUGUCAAGCUUCGGUCAGUCAGGAGUGCAACGUUGCCAUUGACCAGCAGCUGAUCUGUGGUUCUGGAGCUUUAUCUUCAACAGAGUGCUAUGACAAAGGUUGCUGUUUUUCGUUAGAUACCCAGCUCUGUUUUUAUCCCAUGGAUGAAUGCACAGUGGAUCGCCAUUUUGUUUUCUCGGUUCACUCCUCCCUCGCAAAUCCGCCCUUUUCGCCAGCCACCCUCGUCACUGCUGGAAACAGCUCUUGCUCACCGCACAAAGUUACUGCUGACUUUGCCUUGUUCAAGAUACCUCUGGAUGAAUGUGGUGUCCACAGAUAUGAGGUGGGCAAAACCGUGAUCUACAUGGUAGAGAUCCUGAAUAGACUGCAGUCCGUCAGUUUAAAUUAUGGCACCAUUACCAGAGACUCACCUGUAAGGUUAUUGGUUGAGUGUCGGUAUUUUCCUGGCUCUGUGGUAAGUCUGGGAUACCUGGUGAAAAGUCCUUCCCUCGGACCUUCUAUCAAAGCUCAGGGGGUGUUCGGGGUUCAGCUCAGGAUUGCAAAAGACGAACACUACAACGACUUUUACCCACAAUACCACCAGCCCCUGCGUAUGCUGCUGGGGAAACCCCUUUACCUGGAAGUGCGUUUGCUAAAUCCUCCAGACCCCACUGCUAUGCUGUUGGUGCAUUACUGCAUUGCCUAUCCACGCUCUGCAAAAUCUGCAUGGAUCCUUAUCUAUGAUGGGUGCCCAAAUUCUCUUGACAAGGCUCCAACACACAAGCCACCUGCCACCCCUGCAGAAACUCUGACCAAUCACGCUCGGCGUUUCACCAUCACUACUUUUCAGUUCCUGCAUGACCAUGACGUCUUACAAACAGAUGAGGAGAUUUAUUUUAUGUGUUCAACUGAGGUUUGCCUGCCCUCAGAUGGUCCAUGUAUUGAGGGCUGCUUUGAAGAUCCUGCUAAUGUGAAGUCUUGAGAGAAGACUAUUCAUUUCUGACACGCAGUGCACAGUGGCACUUCAGCAAAUACAAACAAUAAAACUGUAAAACACUGUCAUAUUUCAGUAAUACUUGAUCAGAAUGUCUCGUCUCACAAUAAUAACUG